Hydra vulgaris (swiftwater hydra) is the source of this 1104-nucleotide messenger RNA. Its product is annotated as ankyrin repeat domain-containing protein 39 homolog. Gene Ontology annotation, molecular function: protein binding. NCBI's taxonomy places the organism in Eukaryota, Metazoa, Cnidaria, Hydrozoa, Anthoathecata, Hydridae. The record is from RefSeq and is a predicted model, not a curated record.
ACUACAAGUAAUGGUAAAGUUCGUUACGUUGCAAAAGUAUAUAUUCAAACGCUAAUGUUUUACCUACGUUAGACAAAAUAUUUUCAGUUUAAAAAAAGCGUGCUGCAGUGGAGAACUUGAGUUAUUAUAACUUUUUAUUAAGUACUUUUGAUGGAAACUCUAGGAGGAAAUAAGAGGUUUCGAAAAAUGGCUUUUUGUAAGCAAGAAGAAACAUUAAGACAUGUUGAGCGCAGCUCUUCAAUUAUGGUAAACUUUAAGAAAACAAUAGAGCAACACAGAUCAAGAUCGAAUUCAAUUGUUGAACCUCCUCCGCCUUUAUUUACUCCAGUUAAACGAAUUAGCUUAGAGACGAUGAUGAGUACAAAAAAGCUCACAAAGUAUUUUCCUUUCUCGCAAAAUAAACAUCAUUCAUUUAUCGGCGAGAGAUUUUUAAAGUUUAUUUUGGAUGGUGACUGUGGAAAGUUAGAACAAAUGCUUAAAAAACUGGAUGCUGAUUUCAAUAUAUCGGAGCUAAAUUCUCUCGUUCAUGAAGCAUGUUACAAGGGUUGUUUAAAAUGUUUUCAAAUACUUAUAAAAAAUGGUGUUUCGCACGACUGUGUAACAGGAGAUGAAAAUUGGACGCCAUUACACGCGGCAAUAAUGGGGGAAAAUGAAGAACUUUUUCGCUUUUUAAUUCCACUUUAUAAAAACGUUGAUUUAGUAAAUUCAAAUGGCAUUACUCCUCUCCACGUGGCUGUUUAUAUAAAUAACUUACUUUUUGUUCACCUUUUAUUGCAAGCUUCGGCUAACAUGUUUAUAGAAACACAAAUUAUGACACCUUUUCAACUUGCAAUUGAUUUAAAACAUAGUACCAUCCUAGAUUAUUUUAUUUUGUACUCCGCAAAUCAUUCAACUAUUGACUUGACAUGGGAAAGAAAAGUAAUGUAAUUCAAAUAUCUAUUUGAUAUUAUAUUUUACACCAUGUUUCAUAUAACAUAAGUUUUAUAACUUUAUUUGUUGCUUGCGAUUUAUUGUUGAGUAUAUACUUUUAUUGUAAAAUGGCUAUAUAUUUUUAAAUAAAUAUAUAUAUUUUUAAAAUAAAGCUCAUUUAUAUCUAGAUUAGAU